AUGACGCCCACCUUCCUCGCUAUUUCCCUUAUGGCGCAACUUGCAAUUGCAGCAGGUGCUAGUACCCCCAGCAUCGAGUGCACACUUUGCCAGGCUGCCGUGAACACCAUCCUCAGCCAAGCCCAACAGAACGCAACCGAGCACGCCAUUGCCAGCAAGGCAGAGGCCAUCUGCCUCAACGCCACACAGAACACCCAAGACGAAAACUGUGGGGAGUUUGCGGACAAGCUCGCACCCGUCCUCGUUAGCUUCCUUGAGGAGGUGGUCAACGCGGAGGAGGUGUGCGCUUUGGCGGAAUUGUGCUAA
Molecule: messenger RNA, 306 nt
Organism: Aspergillus versicolor CBS 583.65
Lineage: Eukaryota; Fungi; Ascomycota; Eurotiomycetes; Eurotiales; Aspergillaceae
Product: saposin domain-containing protein
Exons: 2
Coding region: 1-306 (101 amino acids)
Source: RefSeq, a predicted model, not a curated record